AUGUUGGAAAAGGGCGCUGACCCGAGACCAGACAAGAACCUAAUCCGAAGUAGGGGCAAGGAAGGCAGUGCACUACCAGGCUUUCAGAGCACUCUGAACGACUUCCUGUCGCUUCCGGUCUCGUGGGCCGGUGGGGUGGCUCCAGACUCCCUGAGUUUCGGACACCCGAAAGUUCAGGCCCGUACCCGUGUGUCGGUGAAGGAAAGGGCACGCGAGAGCUCGCCGGGGCGGAGGAUGAGUGGGCCUGAGCCGAGGACAAGGGGUCUUGUGAGCUUCUCCGAUGUGGCCGUGUACUUCUCCCCGGAGGAGUGGGGGCGGCUGCGCCCCGAGCAGAGGGCCCUCUACAGGGACGUCAUGCGGGAAACCUACGGUCAUCUGGGCGCGCUGGGUUUCCCAGGCCCCAAACCUGCCCUCAUCUGCUGGAUGGAUAAAGAGACAGAGGUCUGGGGUCCAGAUGCCCGAAACCCCGAGGAGGUAGAGAAGAGAGGAAAGGAAGGCUUUGGAGGAACCAGGAACAAGGCUGAGAAAUGGAAGAGAGAAGGGCCUGGAGUCCAGGAACCUGAUGAAACACAUAGGAAGAACAGUUUUUCAUUUGAGGCUGUGCCAAACCCACAGCAAGAAGGCAGCAGCUCUUCCUGCGCUGAUUGUGGCAAGACUUUGCAUAAACACUCUAUCACUGCACUUCACCAAUGUAAUCCCAACCAAAAGAGGUCAUAUACAUGUCCUGAUUGUGGAAGACACUUUGCUUAUCCCUAUUUACUGGUCAGCCACCAGCGAAUGCAUUCUGGGGAGCGUCCCUACUCCUGUGAUCAGUGUGAGGCACGAUUCUUCCAAAAAAAGUAUCUUGUCCAACACCAGCUAAUUCACACAGGUGAGAAGCCCUACACCUGCCCUGAAUGUGGACGCUGCUUCAGACAGAGAAGAUCGCUGGUCAUCCAUCAGCGGCGCACACACACAGGUGAAAAACCCUAUUCCUGUCCUGAUUGCAAGCGACAGUUUGUCUAUCCCUACCAACUGGCUACUCAUCGUCGUACCCACACAGGAGAGAAACCAUACUCCUGUGCAGAAUGUGGUUGCCGCUUCACUUAUUCCUCCUUACUAAUAAGCCACAGACGCAUUCAUUCUGAUGAGAGGCCUUUUCCAUGCCCUGAGUGUGGGAAGAGGUUCAAAAGGAAGUACGCUCUUGAAGCCCACCAGUGGAUCCAUCGUUCUGGUACUGAGAUUUGGAGAAGCAUGCCAUCAGCAAGACAGUCUGCAGCAGAAUCCUCUGUCCAGGGUGCCCGGGAUCCUCCUGUGCACUGUCGUUACUACCCAGAUAUAUUCCAGGAGUGUGGGUGAGGGAAUAUGAGAGAGAGACCUGAAAAAGCUAACACCAGAGGGCUGUAUCUUCUCUAUAAAGCAUGAGGUCAGGCCAUCUAUGUGCUGGGAGGGCAGUGAUAAGAACUGAGGGUGUAAAGUGACAGGAAAUCUGGUAGAACUGCUGUGAGGAGUAUUAUGCAAACAGGAGAUGAAUAACAGAACUGAUGAUCUCAAUAAGGAGUUUAAGUUAGACAGCUUGAUCAUAACAGAUUGAGUUGAUCAUAACAGAUUGAGUUGAAACUCCAGCCUUUCUUGGUAAUCUACUCAUGGUUCCAAAAUGUUUUGGGACCAAGAAGGGAAUUAAAUAUAGGUUCUAUCCCUUGCGGUUCUCAAAGAGAAGAAGGCAAUAUUCCCUCCUCUAUUAUUUUGACAGAGCUGGACAUAGAAUUGGUUUUCUUUUAGAAGGCAUUGCCUCAUGAAAGGUCUGGUAGAUCAUGUCCUGUUCAGACAUGGAAGUGCCCCAUGGACAAUUAGCCUAUUAGAUAAUCCAUGCAUCCACCCCUAAAAUAGAUUGGCUCUAGGCAGCUGGCUAGUCACCUUGAAAUUUGAACGUAAAAUCUCUGAGCCCUACUUUUUCCUUGAGAUAGGAAUGUUCUACUGUAUCCAUGCCCCAUUCUGGAAAAGAUGCUCCAUAUAUGAGCAUUUACCAAAUAUUUAUUCUGGGUACUCUAAAAGGGAGAAUGUCCAUUGUCUUGUGGCAGAGGUCCAAAGCUAAUUUUCUAUGUUUUCCUUCAACUCAACCCAAGUAUUAAGGCUGAAGAGUGGAAUGCCCUAGGUGUAGGGCAGUACCUUAACAGUACCUUCAUUUUUCCUAUACUGUGUUUUUUUCCACUGGGAUAAACAGAUUUUUAACUGAUCCAGGCCUGCCCUGGAAAUAGAUUUUUUUAAUUAAUAGCUCCCUUUACUUAUUAUCUGGAGUUACAAGCAACUGACAGAACUAUUCUAAUCUGUAACAUAAUUGUUUCAUUACAUGUCAACCUUCUUUCUCAUGGCAGGGAUUUAUAAUUGUUCUUUUUUUCUUUUUUCUUUUUUCUGUUUGUGUUCAUUCUUCUGACAUUUUAUACAUGUUUCUCUUGCUCAGUUUCGUAAAAAUAAUUCUGGACUAUCCCUUGCAAGUGCCUUAUUCAUACUUGUUGACUAUUAAAUUAUUUUGUCUAUAUGGAAUAUCAGACUACUUUGUUUCUUUUGCCAAACAGUAGUUGUUUGCACAAAUAAUUAUUUUAAAUAAGUAAAAUGGUCUUAA
Messenger RNA from Gracilinanus agilis (Agile Gracile Mouse Opossum), 2602 nucleotides. RefSeq names its product zinc finger protein 785-like. Bases 1 to 1338 code for a protein of 445 amino acids. The transcript is spliced from 4 exons. Gene Ontology annotation, biological process: regulation of DNA-templated transcription. The record is from RefSeq and is a predicted model, not a curated record. Lineage: Eukaryota; Metazoa; Chordata; Mammalia; Didelphimorphia; Didelphidae.